AUACGUCCCGAACAUAUCGAUAACAUAAUACAUGCGGAAAUCCCGGACGCAAAUAUAGAUGCAGGACUAUUUGAAAUUGUUAAAUCACAUAUGGUCCAUGGACCUUGCGGUCAACACAAUCCAAGAUCACCGUGUAUGGUUGGUGAUAAAUGCACGAAACGAUAUCCCCGUCCAUUGCUCGCCGAAACUAUUUCCGGAAAUGAUGGAUACCCCCUGUACCGGCGGCGUUCCCCCCGAGGACAAUGGCCAGUCGUUUAUAAUGAACCUAGAAGGAAGUAACGUUGUUGUUGACAACAGCUGGAUUGUUCCAUAUUCACCGCUACUCUCCAAAACCUUCAAAACUCACUGCAAUGUUGUAUUAUGCAACUCGAUCAAAUCAAUCAAGUAUGUUUGUAAAUAUGUGAACAAGGGCAGCGACAUGGCCGUUUUUGGAAUUGCUGCUCCAGAUGCGAACGACGAAGUGACACGAUAUCAAUUGGGCCGUUAUGUGAGUUGCAAUGAAGCAAUUUGGAGGAUUUUUUCAUUUCCGAUUCAUGAACGCUACCCUACUGUCGUCCACUUGGCUGUCCAUUUAGAAAACGGACAACGUGUCUAUUUAACGGAAGCAAACGCAGCUCAAAGGGCCGAACGUGCCCCGCACACAACAUUGACAAGUUUUUUCACUAUCGGCCAGAGCGAUCCAUUUGCCCGAGCACUCCUAUACUCCGAAAUCCCGCGGUAUUAUACAUGGAAUGCGUCAUCAAAAAUGUUCCAGAGGAGAAAGCAAGGGCAAGAAGUUCCCGGAUACGACAAUGUUUUUUCCACCGACGCACUUGGACGAAUCUAUACUGUGCGUCCGAAAAACGAUGCGUGUUUUUAUCUUCGUCUGCUGUUGGUCAAUGUUCGUGGACCGACAUCAUUUGAAUCACUUCGGACCGUGGAUGGUGAACUAUGUGGGACAUAUCGAGAAGCCUGUAGCCGGUUAAAGUUGAUUGAAAACGACACUCAUUGGGAUUCAACACUUGCUGAUGCCAUUGUUUCAGCACCUGCGAAUCAAAUUCGCACACUAUUCGCAAUAAUCAUCUCGACAUGUUUUCCUUCAAAUCCAGUCGAAUUGUGGAGCAAAUAUAAGGAUUAUAUGGCUGACGAUAUUUUGCAUCGAGUUCGUACAACCACUUUAAAUUACCAACUUGAAAUGGACGAUGGGAUACACAACGAGGCGUUGCUCUUGAUUGAAGACAUGUGUUUGCUCAUGAGCGGCAGUUCGUUGGACAAACUAGGCAUGGUAGUACCGAAUCGUGCAAUGCACGAUGCAUUGAACCGAGAGUUAGAACGUGAACGAGAAUACGAUCGAGACGCAUUGAACCAGGCAGUUAGAACAGAAAUUCCGUUAUUGACUAACCAGCAAAAGGAAGUAUACGACACAUUGCUGAAAGCGGUUGACGAGGGAAACGGAGGCAUUUACUUCAUCGACGCGCCUGGCGGAACUGGCAAGACGUUUCUGAUUUCAUUGUUGUUGGAUUCAGUAAGAUCGAGAUCGGAAGUUGCAGUGGCUGUUGCAUCCUCAGGGAUUGCAGCAACAUUGUUAGAAGGUGGUCGUACAGCUCAUUCCGCGUUCAAGCUGCCAUCGAAUCUCCAACUGACUGACGAACCGACAUGCAAUAUUUCGAAAAAUUCAGUCAUGGCAAAAGUGUUGCAGAAUUGUAAAAUUAUCAUCUGGGACGAAUGCACAAUGGCAAACAAACGAGCAUUGGAGGCACUAGAUAGAACAAUGAGAGAUCUACGAAGCAACGCAAGACACUUUGGAGGGGCACUUAUUGUGUUGGCAGGCGAUUUUCGACAAACGCUUCCCGUUAUUCCGCGAUCAACGGCAGCAGAUGCAAUCAACGCUUGCCUUAAACUCUCUCAUUUGUGGCGUUUUGUGAAGAAGCUGAAAUUGACAACCAACAUGCGAGUACUGAUGCAAAAUGAUUCGUCCGCAGAUGUGUUCUCAAAUCCAUUGUUAGCCAUUGGUAAUGGGGAAAUACCAAUCGAUGUUUGCAACGGAUUGAUUACACUGCCGCCGAAUUUCUGCCAUUACACAAUAACGAAAGAGGAACUGAUUAAUAAUGUAUUCCCAAAUAUCGUACACAAUUAUACAAAUUACGAUUGGUUGAGUGCACGUGCUAUUUUGGCAGCAAAAAAUAAAGAUGUCGAUGAGUUGAACUUCGCAAUUCAAAAUGCAAUUCCUGGACAUUUGUGUCAAUUCAAGUCAGUAGAUUGUGUGACUAAUCCUGAAGAAGUGAACAAUUAUCCAACGGAGUUCCUAAAUUCAUUGGAUUUGCCAGGAUUUCCACCGCACAAUUUGCAACUAAAGAUUGGAUCAGUCAUCAUCAUGCUCAGGAACCUCAACCAACCUAAGUUAUGCAAUGGGACAAGAUUAGUAGUCAAGCAACUCAAAAACAAUAUAAUUCAAGGAACAAUACUCAAAGGGAAAUUCCAGGGCGAAGAAGUGCUUAUACCCAGAAUUCCUUUAAUUACUACCGAUUUACCAUUUGAGUUCAAACGCAUUCAAUUUCCCGUACGCCUUGCAUUCGCUAUGACUAUAAACAAAUCUCAAGGUCAAUUUUUGGAGGUAUGCGGAGUGAAUCUUGAGUUUCCAUGCUUUUCACAUGGUCAAUUGUAUGUGGCAUGCUCGCGUGUUGGUAAGCCAUCGUCUUUGUUUAUUUAUGCACCAGACAACAAAACGAAAAACGUAGUUUACCACAAAGCAUUGAAUUGACUUUUAAUGUGAUUACU
Molecule: messenger RNA, 2757 nt
Organism: Wyeomyia smithii (pitcher-plant mosquito)
Lineage: Eukaryota; Metazoa; Arthropoda; Insecta; Diptera; Culicidae
Exons: 2
Coding region: 59-2740 (893 amino acids)
Biological process (GO): telomere maintenance; DNA repair
Molecular function (GO): DNA helicase activity
Source: RefSeq, a predicted model, not a curated record